AUGAUUUAAUCGAGAUGCUAUGCAUUUUAAAUUUUUUUCUUGAUGCUUUCAACAACAUUUUGUAUAGAACCUUCAAAAAUUUGUGUUUGUGGUCAUAUUCAGACUAGAGAAAUAUGCUUAAAAUCAAGUAUCUGUAUUUGGGAUAAUGAAAAAUGUGUAAUAAAAUCAGGAUUAAAGUAUUUAACAAGCAAAUAGGACUCUAAAUUAUGCUAAAGUUAUGAAAAUGAAGAAUGUAGAAGACUUUAACAUUGUGGGUUCCACUUAGGUAAAUGUAUUGAUUUCGGAGGUUGUGAGAUGUAUAAUAAGGAUCUUUGUGAAGUUGCUUCGUUUUAAUGUGUAUCUGAUGGUAUAAGAUGCAUCAAAAUAAGAGAGUGUAUAAACUAUCUAAGUCAAAUUGAAUGUAAUAAUAAAAGUAAAAAAGGAACUUAUUGUGUAUGGAAAAAAUAAGAAUCAAUCAAAUGUUAGGAUGUUGAUAAAUGUGAAGAUCUACCUAUAUAUCUAACAGAUCACAAAAAAUGCAAUGAAAGCUUAGAAGGAUGUACAGUGAAUGCCAUAAAUUAUGGUUGCAUUCGUCAGAUGGAAUCAUGUAGUGAAUACAUGAAGGAAAGUUAAUGUUAUUCAACAUUAAAUAAUAGAUAAAUAUGUUUUUGGUUAAAAGAAUAAAAGAAGUGCUUGGAGAAAAUAUGUGAUAAUUUUCCUUUUAAGACAGAUUACUAAUGUAAAUCAUAAUUAAACGAAUGUACUACUAAUGGCAUUCAUUGUGUCAUUAGAAAGGCUUGUUAAGAUGCAAAGAUGGAAGCAGGAUGUGUUACUGAUAAUCUAGGAAAUAUCUGUUAGUAUUAUUAAGGAGAAUGCCAAAAUAAGACAUGUUAUACUGCUUUAAAUUUGUUUAACAAUUAUAAUUAGUGUUAAGAGUAUGACAAAGAUUUAGAUUGUGUUACUUCUGAAAAGGGAGGUUGUAAACCUAGACCAACAAUGUGUUCUGGUUAUAUUGUAGUAAUAGAUUGUUAUUCAAUAAAAUCUUAAGAUUGCAUUUGGAUUAAUAAUAAAUGUGAAAAGAAACAAUGUCAUCAUGCUCCGACUGAUUAUGCUCAUUCAGACUGUAAAUUAUAUGGUAAUUGCAUCGGAAAAACAGGGGGAGGAUGUGAAACUACACCUAAAGAUUGUGAAAACAUUUCUAAUUAACUUUUUUGUGAUGUGAAUUCAUCAAGUUAAUAGUGUAUUUGGACAAAUAAUUAGUGUGUUCUUUUAAUUUGUAAUCAAUUAACUUUACCAGAUUAUCAAGAUCAUAAGUCUUGCCAAAAAGCCAGUACAAAAUGCACAUAUAAUUUUUAAUUUUAAGGAUGCACUGAUUUUACAUGUGAAAAUGUUCAAGAAGCAGACUUUUGUAAAAUUGAUUCUUAAGGCAAUUCAUGUUCAUUAAAUUAAGGUUGCAUCUUAAAACAAUGUAAAACUGCUCCUUCUACAUAUAAAACUCAUUAAGAAUGUGAAGAAUGGAUGUCAGAGUGCACUGUUUAGCUAUUUUAGUUUGCUUCAACAAAAGCUUCUUUAGGAUGUGUCAAGAAAAAUAUAGAUUGUUAAUUUUAUUAAUAAGAACAAUGCUAUACAACUAUUGAAGGGUAUAAAUGCAUAUGGAAUUCAUCAUUAAAAGAGUGUUAAUAUGAUAAUUGUUCAAGUGCUGAUAUUAAUUUAUAUAACAAAAAUGAGGAUUGCGCAAAUUUUAAAAUAUUUGGUUAAUAAUGUAUAAUUGAAACCAGCGGAUACGGAUGCCAAAAUUGGCCAACUAGUUGUAAUGAUAUGAAAAUUGAGGAUUAAUGUAAAUUAAAUCUAUAAAAUGGAACUCAAUGUUUUUGGUCAGGAACUAUUUGUAAAUUAAAGGAAUGCUCUGAUGCCAUUAAUACAGAAUAUACAAAUAACAUAGAGUGUAAUUAAUGGAUGGAUGAUUGUAUAUAUAAUCAAAUAAUUGGAGGAUGUUAGACAAGGCCAUCCAAUUUGGAAUGUUUUUAAUCUCCAAAUACCACUAUGUAUGAUAGUCAUCAAAAAUGUUAUGCUUGGAAUCCUAAAUGUACUGUAAUAGAUAAUUUCAAAUCAGAAGGAUGUAUCAAAAAGUUAGAGUAAUGCUCUCAAUAUACAAGAGUAAGCAGUUGCAAAUCAACCAUAGCAGGAGACCAUUGUUAUUGGGAUGAUCUAAAAUAAAAAUGUUAAAUUUGGGAUUUUGAUAAUAAUUCUAUUCCAGAUUGUUAGAAUAGAAUAUAUGGGGAUUUAUCACAUUAAGAUUGUUAAUCUUUCCUAUCAAAAUGUACAUUAGGAAAUUUUCCUAGAUCAUGCACUUCAAAUAAUAAAACAACAUGUUCUUAUUUUAAAGAGUAAUAAUGUGUAGUUACAGUUUUGUAACAACCAUGUUAAUGGGAUUACACUAACAAAUUGUGUAAAUCUGUUUAAUGUAUUGAUAAUACUACUGCUACUACUGAUAGUGAAUGUUUAAGAUGGAGAAGAAAUUAUGAAUGUUAAUUAAAAAUAAAUCAAAAUGGAAGUUUUGGGCCUGGCUGUGAAAAUAGACCAGAAGAUUGUCAAUAAAUUAAAGAUUCAACUAUCUGUAAUCUAACAUUCACCUUGAAAGGAUAAUCCUGUUUCUAUAUUUAGAAGAAUAAAAAAUGUCAGUUGUUAACAGCUGAUAAUUCUUGUGAGUUGGUGACUUUUGCAAAGAGUAAUGAAUAAUGUCAAUAUUAUUAAAAAAAUUGCAUCUUAUAAUAAGAAGGUUAAAAUUGUAUCUCAUUUGUUAAAUGUUCUAACUUAAGUUAAAAUACUUGUGGUAAAGCUGAAAUGUCAUUUAAUUAAAGAUGCGCUUAUUCUUCUAAUUAUUGUAGGUCAAAUAAUAAUUGUUCAGAUAUAGAAAAACAUUAAAGUGCAUGCGAUAAUAAAUUGGAUGGUUUUAAGAAUCGUUGUUAAUUUUUUAUCUAUACUCAAUUUGAUAUUGAUGGAAAUUUAUUUUAUUAAUAUUAAUGUUAAUAAUAUACAAGUAAAUAAUUAUUGACCUUUAGUUCAGAUGAUAUUUAAAUAAGAGCAUAAGAGUGUUAGAAAUUUUCAGCAGACUACUAUUAUUAUAAAGAUUAUUGUAAAAGUAAUUCAAAUUGUGACUAAUUAUCUGUUUUUGGAAAAGAUAUUUGCAACUCAGGAAACUUGUCUAGUUAAUAGCUAUGCGGAUAUAAUUCAUCAACAAACAAAUGUGAAAACAGAAAGUGUGAACAUCUAAAUCUACCAACUUUAGAAAGUAAAGAUUGUUUUGAUUGGAAUUAUGAUUGUGUUUUAUCAAAUAAUGGGUGUAUUAAAUUUUCAGGUAAUGAUUGCUCUUAAAUUAAACUUAUUUACUAAUGUUUACAGUAUUCAUAAUGUAAAUGGUAAACUGGUAAUUGUGUAAAUAAUAUAAAUUGUGAAAUUAAUACAACUGCUUUAUUUAAUUAUGAAUGCUUAUUAAUUUCACCUUAACUUUGUAGAUUGAAUUACAAUUUUGGUUAAGGAUGUGCUUUUUUAUCUUGUUCAAAAAUAACUGAUUAAAUUUUAUGUAAUUCAGCUAAUACUAGUGAUGGAUAAAGUUGCAAAUGGGUGAAUACGUGUAUAUCAAAACUUUGUCAAGAUUAUACUACUUAAGUUAGAUGUUCAGAGAAUUACUAAUCAUAAAUCUUUUAAAGUUAAACAGUUUUGAUAAAAUGUUAUUGGUGUAAUGGCUCUUGUAUAACUAAUAAUUUUUGUGAUUCUUCUAUUUCAAAUCCUCCAAUUUAACAUUCAGAUUGUUAUAAAUUAAAUCCUAUGUAAACAAUUAGUAUAAGUUUCAUAAAUAAAUGUACAUUAAAGAAAAAUUCUUGCUAAGAUUAUACUUAUUAGGCUGCUUGCGUAAUUACAAUAAAUGAUAUAAAAUGUUAUUGGGAACAGUCUGAUUCUAAGUGUUAUGACUUUUGUAAAUCUAAUAAAACUGGUCCUUACGAUCAUAUUGAUUGUGUUAAUUUUGACAAUUAAUGUAUGUCAUUAAAUAAUACAUGCUAACUAUUGGAUUGUUCUAUUUUAACAAAUGAAGGUGAUUGUUAAAUUUUUUCUUAAAAGUGUUUUUGGGAUGGAACUCUUUGUUAAACGGUUAGAGAUUGCAGUAACUUUCACUCCCCCUCAUUAUGUACAUAAAAUUCAGAUGGAAAGGCUUGUUUUUGGGAUGGUACAAUUUGUGUUGAAAAAUAAUGCUCCAAUCGCCCAAGCACUUCUCAAUCUUCUACUGAAUGUAAUAAUUGGUUAGACCAUUGCGUAUUCGAUUCCAACACUUCAAGUUGUAUAGAAGAUUGCGAAUCAGCAGAUUACUCUUAUACAACUCAUGAAUAAUGUGAAGACUUUUAUCCCAAUAAAAUAUGCACUCUUAAACCAGGAUUAAUUUAAUGUGUUUAAUUACCAUUGAGCUGUUCUAUUGCUAAAAAAACCUAAUGUUUCAAGGAUAUAUUAGGUAACUAAUGUUAUUAUUUAAAAACUACAAAUUAGUGUGUCAAUUUAUAAUGUUCUAUCUUAGAAGAUAAUACUCAUAUAGAAUGUAACUAAAAAUUAAAGACAUGCACAGUUAAUGCAACUCUUAAUGGAUGUUAAUUGCUUGAUUAGUGCAAUAAUUAUGUUAUUUAAGAAUAAUGCAAAAUAGAUCUCCUAUAUUAAGAAUGUGAAUGGAUUAAUAAUUAGAAUAAAUGUACUCUAAAAAAUUGCACUACUGCUUAAUUGAGUAUUUAUUCUGUCAAUACUUGUUAAUAAUAUUUUUAUUCAAAAUGCACAGUCAAUCAAUCAUUUGAUGGUUGCGUUAUUCCUUUUAAAAGUUGUUCUGAAUAUUCAUUAGAUUAAUGUUAGAGUUUAGGUUAAAUAAAUUAUGAUGGAAUAUCAUGCUUUUGGGAUGAAUAGAAAAAAAAAUGUUAGGAUAAAAUAUGUAUAAAUGGACCUCCUAUAGCUUUAAAUGAUGCAGAAUGUAUUGAUUAUUUAAAUGUUUGCCAAAGAGGAGGAUGUAGAAUUAAAAAUUGCUAUGAUUUUUAUUAUCCUUUUGAUUCAGCAUGUGCAUCAAUCUUUGAAAAUAAGAGUUGUACAACAAAUGGAUUUUAAUGUGUUCUUCGAGAAUAAUGUGAAAAUGUACUAAUAUAAGAUGGAUGUACUUAUGAUAUAAAUCUAUAGCCAUGUAUUUGGUUAAACAAUAAAUGUUAAACUAAAACUUGUGAAACAGCUCCUGAAACAUUAAAUAAACAUUAAGAAUGUGAAUCAUAUUUAUUAACUUGCACAGUUAAAAAAGAGGGAGGUUGUAUAUAAAAGAAGGCUUGUGAAGAUAAUUUAAUUAAAAAAUAAUGUCACUCAGAUAUUGAUAAUUAAGAAUGUGUAUGGGAUGAUUAAUUAAACUAAUGCUUCAUUAAUUAAUGUAUUGGUUUCUGUGGAGAUGGAAUAAUCUAAAACAAUGAAGAACAAUGUGAUGAUGGUAAUUAUAUACCUUAUGAUGGAUGUUAUUAAUGUUAGUUUUAAUGUUCAUUUGGUUGUAUUGAUUGUGAUUAAGGAUAAGGUUGUAAAAAAUGUGACAAUUAAUUUAUCUUAAAUUAUGAAACAGAGAUAUGUUAAGAGAUUAAAGUUUUAAUUGAUGAGGAUGAAACUUAAAAUAUCGAAGAAUCAAAUGAAAUUAUUGAUCAAAGAUGCGGUGAGAAUUAAAUUUUUAUAAAUUUUUAAUGUGUAUCUUAGUGUGGAAAUGGAGUUCUUAAUUCAAAAUACGAAUAAUGCGAUGAUGGAAAUUAAAUUGGAGGAGAUGGAUGCUCAUCUUUUUGUAGUGAAGAAGAUUCUUAUCACUGUCGAAAUCAAGAAAAUGCUACCAGCACUUGUUCUUAUAUUUUACCUCCUGAUUUAAUUAUUGCAAGCCUCUCUAGUAAAACUAACCAAACUUAAUUGAUUGAAUUAAGUUUUACAUAAAAUGUCAAAUUAACAGCAAAUUUAAACUUUGAAGAAAUUGCCGUGAUCACGAUUAUUCCAGAUACUUAUGCAUCUAUUAAUAUUAAGCCUAUUGUAAAUAUCUCAACCUCAUUUAACCAUCCAGUAUAUUAGAUUAUAGUUGAACUCAUAGAGCCUGUAAAUAAUCCUGUGCUUUAGAUUGAUUUUGUGUUAUCAAUGAUAAAAAAUGAAUUUGAUUUAGAUUUAGUGAGAAACUAAAUUUCAAUCAAGCUUGGUAACCCUUUUAUUCUACCUGAAACUACCCAUGAAAAAGUUACAUAAAUUAUGCUUCUUAAUGAGAUUAUGAUUUACUCUAUGAUUGCUAUCUCAGGGCUAACAUUGCUUACAGGAAAUACUAUACUCUUUUUUAAUUUAUUAGAACUAUUAUAGUCGUUGUCUUAUAUUAAAUUUAUGUAGUAUUUAUUUCCACCUAAUUUGGUGUAAUUUCUCAACACUUAUACUAAAAUAUCAUUAAAACCCAUAUUAGAUUAUUUUCAUAUAGAAGAUAUAUUAAAAUCUUUGAAUGGAGGUAGCUUACCAUUUUAUAGUAAAAAAAAAUUAGAUUAAAAUUAAACUAAUCCAUUAAAUUAGUUUUAUUUACUCAAUGCUUAAAGUUGUUACUUCUCCAUUUUUUGCUCAUUAAUCACAUUUUUUAUUUGUGUAUUACUGACCUCUCAAAAAGUCACUUAUUUGUUAAAAAGGUAAUUUAGAAAAUUUCAAAAUAAUUUGAUAUAUCUUCGAUGUGAGGCAUUUAUAUUUAGGAAGGUCCAAAAUUUUUGUUUAAAAUUCAAAAAUGAAUACUACUCUUUUGGAAUUAUUAAAGUUUAUUAAGCAAUUCUACAUUAAUUUUUAUUUAGUGUAUUAUUAUAAUUUCCUGAAUAUCACUUCAAUUCUCCACUUAUGAUAUUUAAUAGUAUCAAUGCAAUUAUUGGAUUAGUGAUAGUUUCAUAUAUAGGACUCCAAUUACUUUCUAUUACAUCAUUGAAAAUAAAGGAUUAAAAAAAAUGGAAAUAUUUUUAUCAAGAUUCUAAAGCUCAAUUUUGGGCUGCAAAUUACAAAUCAUUCUAGAUUUAUAAAACAAUGUUUUAUAUUUUUAUUAUUGUCGAAGCUUUUGAAUAUCCUUAAAUAUAAUCAAUUUUACUCUCCAUGUCUUCACUUUUCAAUUUAGGUUACAUAUUAAAAUUUAGACCUCUUAAAUCCAAGUAUGAAUACAGCAAAAUCAUCUCCAGAGAAUUUUUAUUUGCUCUAAUAACAGGGUCAUUUUUAAUUUAUAGCUUCAGUUUUAAUUAAAAUUAGCAUUUAUUUUUUGGGUGGAUUCAUAUCUCCUUCUUUUCUUUAAUGUUAGUCUUAAAUUUAAGCAUUGAUUUAAUUGAAUGUAUAAAAAAUGGCUGGAUUAAUUAUUAAAGAAACAAAGACUUAUAAUAAAUAAAAGAACAAAAAAAAUUUUAUAAGAAUCGACUUUAAAAUUUUAUAUAUAUUGAUGUCAAUCAUUUAAAUUGA
Paramecium sonneborni is the source of this 7476-nucleotide messenger RNA. The record is from the annotation of a GenBank genome assembly. NCBI's taxonomy places the organism in Eukaryota, Ciliophora, Oligohymenophorea, Peniculida, Parameciidae.